Molecule: messenger RNA, 1684 nt
Organism: Phoenix dactylifera (date palm)
Lineage: Eukaryota; Viridiplantae; Streptophyta; Magnoliopsida; Arecales; Arecaceae
Product: ras-related protein Rab5A-like
Molecular function (GO): GTPase activity; GTP binding
Source: RefSeq, a predicted model, not a curated record
AAACCAUUCGUUUCCGGACCCUCUCGGUCUUCCCCCUUCCACGCCAAAAUAAGAUUUAUAAUUAUAAAUUCCGUAUAAUUUCUUUUUUUUUGGUUUGAAUCUUGGAAUCGAUGGCGACUUCUGGAAAUAAUAUCAAAAGCGCUAAAUUGGUUCUUCUUGGAGAUGCGGGAACUGGGAAGUCUAGUUUGGUUUUGCGCUUCGUGAAAGGACAGUUUGUUGAAUUCCAGGAAUCAACAAUAGGUGCAGCGUUCUUCUCACAGACAUUGGCAGUGAAUGAUCAAACAGUGAAAUUUGAGAUCUGGGAUACUGCAGGACAGGAGAGAUAUCAUAGUUUGGCUCCCAUGUAUUACAGAGGAGCUGCAGCUGCUGUAAUUGUAUACGAUAUAACAAAUUGGGCUACGUUCAUGCGAGCAAGGAAAUGGGUUCAAGAACUUCAAGCCCAAGGUAGCCCAAGCACAAUAAUGGCUCUUGCUGGAAACAAAGCUGAUUUAUUAGAAGCUAGGCAGGUGUCUGCAGAGGAAGCCCAAACAUAUGCUCAGGAGAAUGGUCUUUUCUUCAUGGAAACUUCUGCUAAAACAGCAAGCAAUGUCAAUGACAUAUUCUAUCAAAUUGCAAAGAGAUUGCUCCAGUCUCACCCAGUACAGAACCCUCAAGGAAUGAUUCUCUCAGAUAGACCAGCUCAAAGAGUUGUCAGUACCACUUCUUGCUGCUCUUAGUGCUCAUCACCAACUCACUGGUCAAUUUGUCUAUUAAAUUUACUGAACGAAAAUGCCAUAGGUGAACAGCCACCAACUCCGCAACAACUAUUUUCUACUCAUGAUUCUCCCAUUUUUUCACUGUGAAUAGUAGAAUGGUCUGAAGUGAAAGAUUUGCUAUCUUGUCUUCUUAUUCUUCUUUUAAGAACUGCACUCCAGCCAAAGAUUCCAACAUGGCCUUCUAUUAAAGUUUUGAGAACUACUUUUAUGGGAAGAGUUCUUUGUAUUUCAAACUUCAUCUAUUGGUCAUCCUUUUGCAAGGGUUGAAGGAUCAGGCCUCCAAAACGUUUUGUUUAAAGAUAUUUGAAAGGGAACUCUCAGAAUAACAUGGUGCAAGUAUUUUGAGUGGACCAUAACAUGGUUUGCUGAAUUCAGAAGACCUCUCCAUGCCAUGUACUGACCAUCUCCUACCUCUUCUGAAUUUAGAGGGCAAUGAAUGUUUCAGGGCAUAGUUUCAUCUCCAUGCAUGUUCUCAGAAAGGAGUGCUCGAACUUGUGCAUUACUGUACGUCAAUCCUUUUAAGAGCAUAUUACAAAGGAAAAAAAAAGAAAAGAGAUGGUAUCAGCAUAUUGAAAGAGAUGCUUUUCUUUGCAAUAUGCUUUUAAGAGCAUAUCCAUGUCAUCAUUCGAACUCUACAUCUAAUUCAAUCAAGACUAUGCAUCCUCCGACUUUGAAAGAAAAAAAAGAAAAGAGAUGGUAUGAGCUUUACAGCUCAGUAAAAAUCUCUAUACAUCCACAUCAAUAUAAUAAUAUAAUUCAAAAAUAGCAAAUAAACAAUAUUGUAGUGGAAAUAUAAAUCAUGAAAUUUCUUGUCAGACAUUCAGUAUAACUUAAAUCGUUAUAUAUGCAUAUAACAUGCAUUGUGUAUCAUGACAAAUCCAUCAAAAAUAUUAUUAGUGAUUUCAUAUAUCUUAUCUUCCAUUAUUAUU